AUGGAAUCUGAGAAUGUGACCGGAAAUAGAGAAUUUCUUCUUCUAGGAUUUUCUGAGGAACCGGAACUGCAGCCCCUCAUUUUUGGAAUUUUCCUGUCCAUGUACCUGAUCACCGUGCUGGGGAACCUGCUCAUCAUCCUGGCCGUCAGCUCAGACCCCAACCUCCACACGCCCAUGUACUUCUUCCUGUCCAACCUGUCCUUCGUAGACAUCUGCUUCACCUCCACCACUGUCCCCAAGAUGCUAGUGAACAUCCGGACACACAGCAAAGCCAUCAGCUAUGAAAGUUGCCUUUCCCAGAUGUAUUUCUUCUUAAUUUUUGUAGCACUGGACAACUUUCUCCUGACAGUGAUGGCUUAUGACCGCUACGUGGCCAUCUGCCACCCCCUGCACUACACGAUCAUCAUGAACCCCCGGCUCUGUGGGUUGCUGCUGCUGGCUUCCUUUCUCAUUGGUGCUCUGGAUUCCUUCUUAGAAAUUUUAAUGGUGUUGCGUCUGUCCUUCUGUAGAGAUGUGGAGAUCCCCCACUUCUUCUGUGAGCUCAACCAGGUGGUCCAUCUUGCUUGCUCUGACACUUUCCUUAAUGACUUAGUGAUCUAUUUGUCAGCUGGCCUUCUGGGCUGUGGCUCUUUUGCUGGGAUCCUUUACUCCUAUUGUAAAAUCGUUUUUGCCAUACGCAGAAUCUCAUCUGCUCAGGGUAAACAUAAGGCAUUUUCUACAUGUGUGUCUCACCUGUCCGUGGUCUGUUUAUUUUACGGUACGAUACUAGGUGUGUACCUGAGCUCUGCUGUGACGCAGAAUUCACAGUCCCUGGCACUCGCCUCAGUGAUGUACACGGUGGUCACCCCCAUGCUGAACCCUUUCAUUUACAGCCUCAGGAAUAAGGACAUCAAGGGCACUCUGGCAAAUCUGAUUGGGAAGAAAAAGUAA
This is a messenger RNA of Sorex araneus (European shrew), 930 nucleotides long. Its product is annotated as olfactory receptor 7A10-like. Gene Ontology annotation, biological process: G protein-coupled receptor signaling pathway. The coding region runs from base 1 to 930 and encodes 309 amino acids. Gene Ontology annotation, molecular function: olfactory receptor activity; G protein-coupled receptor activity. Gene Ontology annotation, cellular component: membrane. NCBI's taxonomy places the organism in Eukaryota, Metazoa, Chordata, Mammalia, Eulipotyphla, Soricidae. The record is from RefSeq and is a predicted model, not a curated record. The transcript has a single exon.